AUGCACGCUGGUGGGUGCUGGGCGUUCUCGGCAGUGGCAGCCAUGGAGGGGAUCAACUCGAUCGUCACGGGCAACCUGAUCUCCCUGUCGGAGCAGGAGGUGAUCGACUGCGACGGCCAGGACAACGGCUGCAACGGCGGAGAGAUGCAGAACGCCUUCCAGUUCGUCAUCGACAACGGCGGGAUCGACACCGAGGCCGACUACCCAUUCACCGGAACGGACGGCACUUGUGACGCUAACCGGGUGAAUGAGAAGGUUGUGACCAUAGACAACUUCGUGGAUGUGGCGACCAACAACGAGACGGCGUUGUAG
Panicum virgatum (switchgrass) is the source of this 312-nucleotide messenger RNA. Its product is annotated as low-temperature-induced cysteine proteinase-like. NCBI's taxonomy places the organism in Eukaryota, Viridiplantae, Streptophyta, Magnoliopsida, Poales, Poaceae. Bases 1 to 312 code for a protein of 103 amino acids. The record is from RefSeq and is a predicted model, not a curated record. Gene Ontology annotation, cellular component: lysosome. Gene Ontology annotation, molecular function: cysteine-type endopeptidase activity. The transcript has 2 exons.